AGUUGGUUAGUAGCCCCUGAAUGUGAAUACCAAAAUUUGACUAUCAUGACUGCAAACUCAUCUGCAUGCAACCCUCCUCCUUACAGUGCCGACACAUCUCUCUACGUCUUUCUUGAAGAUGGUGGAGGUCGCCUUCUCCCAAACCAUAAAUUUUAUCAGCUCGUCGACGAAACUCGUCGAGGUUUUCUUCAUCACAAUGAUGACAUUCUGGAGUACAUGGCAAGAUCCACUCUCGUAGACAAUCCUACACCAGAAUCGCAGCUGACAAGGAUGGACGAAAUUCGAGACCUUCUUCGGAACAACUGUCCAGUGAUUGUUGGCAGUAAAUCAGCAGCCAUUGGUGGCGGGCUCCUUCAUGAUGGUCCCGAUGUUGCUGAGAAGGUGGCGGGUAGGGAGCACAUAUAUCUUGGUCAGGAUUUGAUCAAUCAGUGGGGAAGCAAAAAGAGUCCAGAUGGUCGCUGGCUCCUUCUUACGUUUCUCUUGAAAGUCAUCCUCCUGCGCGAGUUUACUAUCGCUUCCUGGCUGACAUAUGGCAUCAAGAAAUCUGACUCCAUUCACGGGAAUGGGAGAUGUAGUACACCAUUCACACAGCCCACAGACGUCUUCGUAUCAGGGUGUGGUCACCUUUUCAAAAAUUUCAGAAGUGCAAAGGAUCGAAAACUGUGGUCCAUCCUGUUUCUCAACGAUGAAGGAGGAUAUCUCGAGGUUCCAGCAGUCAACUCACCUGUCUUGCGAAAGCUUGCUGCGGGUGACUGGUCUGUGUUUCAGCGAGACGUGAUCACAAGCAUGGGACCGUACCGUAAGCACACUAAACACCAGCACCUCGAGCGUGUCUGGGAUGUAUCCGAAUGUACUUGCUUUGGAAAAUGAGUUUCUGGAUGUAAAACCAGGAUACUUUUGAAGGCAUCCUAGGACUAUCUCGAUCAAAUUCAAAAGCUUUGUGGCGAAUAGUUUGUACGAGUUUCAAUUCUGCCAGGCAACUGGUUGUGGAGCCCUGAUUACACUUCUUGUCCACAAUCAGUUGCCUGGUCGAUCUUCUCGCUGUCUUUCGAUGUCUUUCGAAAAAUUUGGUGUAUCGAUAAGUUUUCGUUC
This is a messenger RNA of Suillus plorans, 1092 nucleotides long. RefSeq lists its product as uncharacterized. The record is from RefSeq and is a predicted model, not a curated record. Lineage: Eukaryota; Fungi; Basidiomycota; Agaricomycetes; Boletales; Suillaceae. The coding region runs from base 46 to 870 and encodes 274 amino acids. The transcript is spliced from 3 exons.